AUGGAGGAUGAGUUGUCUACUUUGCAGAAGACUGCUACUUGGGAGCUGGUUCCUUUGCCUGCUGGCAACAAUUUGGCAGUUUGCAAAUGGAUAGUUGUUGCUCGGUUGGGGUUUCAUCAUUGUGACCAAGAUUUUGCUUUGUUUCUCCUCCACACCUCUACUAGUUUUGUUGCCCUGUUACUGUAUGUGGAUGAUAUGAUCAUCACUAGCUCUGAUUCUUCUGCUUUCUCUGAGGUCAAGCAACAUCUUUUCUGCACCUUCAAAAUGAAGGAUCUGGGCUACACUAUUUUAUUGGUAUUGAGCCAGUUCAUCUCUGCUCUUCACUCUACACAUUGGGCUGCUUCGGUUCGGAUUCUUUGCUAUCUUUGGGGUACUAUAUUUCAGGGCUUACUGUUGUCUUCUACUUCCUCUUUGGACUUAGUGGCCUAUGUUGAUUCUAAUUGGGUUGGUGAUGUUACUGAUCGCAAGUCUAUUUCUGGUUUCUAUAUGUUUCUCGACAAUUCCUUGAUCUCUUGGAAAAGCAAGAAACAAACUAUUAUUACUCGCUCUACUGCCGAAACUGAGUACCGUAUUAUGGCUCAUGCUACUGCUGAGAUUGUCUGA
Messenger RNA from Camellia sinensis, 603 nucleotides. NCBI's taxonomy places the organism in Eukaryota, Viridiplantae, Streptophyta, Magnoliopsida, Ericales, Theaceae. The record is from RefSeq and is a predicted model, not a curated record.